Messenger RNA from Hydractinia symbiolongicarpus, 21934 nucleotides. Its product is annotated as coiled-coil domain-containing protein 148-like. The transcript has 10 exons. Bases 466 to 2313 code for a protein of 615 amino acids. Lineage: Eukaryota; Metazoa; Cnidaria; Hydrozoa; Anthoathecata; Hydractiniidae. The record is from RefSeq and is a predicted model, not a curated record.
UUUUUUAGAAAAAUUAAAAAAAUUAAUUUCCUUUUAAAGUUAAAAUGACAUUAUUUACAGAUUUGCAGAUUUCAAUAAGGAAUAAUUUAUGCAUACAAUUUUGACUGUUUGAAUUAAAUUUGUGUACAGUGAGCGGCCAGUGCCUCAUGGUGUAUUUCACUAAAAUUAAACAGUUGUUUCUACUUCUCCUUUUUUAUUUUGCCGUAAUAUAAUCUUUCAUUUUUGCUAAGUAUUUCUGUGCAUGUGAGUGUUUUAAACUUUUUACAAUUUCACUGCAGGUGGCCCAUUAUAGUUUGUUUAGUCAAUGUUUAAAAAAAAUAUAUACUCCAGACUAUUUAAUCUUAUGAAUUUUGUUUCUCUCUUUUAAAACAAUCGCAUAAUUAGUGUAUGUUUCUUGUAUAUCAAUGAUAUGUUAUAGUUCUAAAGAAUUUCUAAUACAAAAAAACAAAUUUUGGAAUUAACGAAAUGAGUGGUAGAGAUUUCAAGUCUUUUCUUGCUUCACACAAAGCUGAAAUUGGCAAGAAUGAUACACGUUUGGUAACAAGAUUUCUUAGUGGACACAAGCCGACUUACAAACAAAUUGAUUACAGUCAAUUAUAUGCUCUGGCAAAAAUUAAAAAAUCCUCUGGUGACAGAGCUUUGCGUAAAGUUGAGAAAUUAUCCAAACAAAACAAAAGCAACAAGGAACGGCAGUUAAUACAAGAACAUAAACGAGUAUGGGAAAAGGAAAUGCAGAAGUUAAAAUACACUCAAACACAGAUCGAAAAUGAUAUUAAAUAUAUACGUCCUAUUUCUCAAGACCUUCAAUCCUCAAAAACAUCAUUGGAAGAACUAUACGAAGAUAUCAUUGAUUACGAAGACAAAAUGCAAUGUGAACUGCAUUUGUUUACUAAAAAUACUUUGCGACCUGUUCAUGACUUGCAGGCUGACAUAAAACUUUGGUUAGCACAAAAUCGUAGUCAACUUUUAGUUGGUGCACAUGAUUUGGAAGAUGAGCAAAGGGUUAACAAGACAAUCCAGUCCGUUAAGAAACAACAAGAUGUGAUAAUAGAACGACUUGAAGAGGAGGAAGAGGUUAUUGAGGAUGAAAUCUAUGAUAUUAUAGAAAAUAUUGGUAUGCAUACUCUUGAUGUAAAAUUACCUAAAAUUAAACUUGGAAUUCCUGAAGAUCUAUUACAACUAAAAUGUCCAGAUGGGAGUUUAAGAGAGUCGUGUCUUAAUGAGUUUGAUUGGUUGGAUCAAAGAUAUACUGGACAUGUUGAGUUGUUGGAGGAUAAAUAUGAAAAUGCUAUUCACAGGGCUCCCCUUGGUGGUUGGAAUGAGUUGGAUCAUUUACGAUUUAAACACAUCAUAAAUCAAUACAAAGAUGUUUCGUCAAACAGACGGAAGUUGUAUAUGGAUCGUCUAAAAAGGGAACUACCCUACAAAACAAUAGAGCAACUUAGCAAUCACGAAGAUUGGUGGUUCAGUUAUAAAUCAUUUCAAUCACAAUUGAAAGACUUGUUCAAUGCAUGGAAACGAGAUAAGGAUGAUCUUACCUUGCAUGUAGUCUCGUUAUUCCAGCAGGCUUGUGUAGAGUACAACAACAAAACACAGACAAUGAUUGAACACACCAAACAAAAGUUUGUGUGUAAUUUUUUACACGAAAAGUUGUUUGAAUACCAAACAGUACGCUUAGAACAAAUGAAAUUGGAAGUUGCACACCGAGCGCAAAAGGAGGAAGAAGAAAGAAAAUAUAGAAAAAUGAGAGAAAUGAAAGAAAGAGAGCGAAGGGAAAGAGAUAAACAAAAGGUUAAGAUUCACAAAGAACACCAGGAAAGAUUGUCAGCAAAAUUAAGAGAUGUGAAUCAAAAAAGAAAGAUGGAACUGCAAAAAAUUCAAAAUAUAGAGCAAGCACAUAAUUUAGAAAGGGUGCAGUAUAGAAAAGAAUUAUUUAACGAAAAGUUAGAACACCAAAAACAACGUCAACAUGAAAAAGAACAAGGAAUAAUCGCAAAAGAGAAGAGAUUGCAAGCCCUGCGGGAUCAGGUUUUGGUGCAAAUUGAAGACGAUCCUGAACGAUUGUUUAAGUCAACACAGGCUUUCAAAGCUCAUGUCGCUGUCGAUGAAGAUGAGGAACAAGAAGCACAGACUCCUCUUUUUACCAUCAAUACCUACAGCGUGGAACAGAUUGCUAAUGAUAAAAGACUUAAGGUGGAGAACGCACUUCGUCGUGCUAACCUACACAUGACAGAAUAUGCUAGACAAGUUCUUAAAGGUGUUCAACCUCCGUCACACCCAAGAAAGGAUACACUAUCCACAGCAUUUCAGUAGGAUUUCUUAGUUACAAACUAGUUCAUAUUUUAGCAUUGUUAUUCCCAAAAAGCAAACAAAGCUUUAGCGAUAGUCAUUUAAAUCGUUGUGCACUUUUUUACUUGUCGUAGCACAUAUAGUAUAUUAGACACAAUUAUAUUGUGGGGAUAUUUUCAAAUGGUCAAUCAUUCUUCCUAUUGCUAUAGAGAUUAUAGAGUUUCUCAAUCCUGUUGUUGGACUAAAUAUUUCUCCAAAUAAUUUAGCGCAUAAUUCAGAUGUUGGUAGACAAUGGAUUCUUUUUCAUAAGUUAGUUGAAUAGGAUUUUAUUGACUCUUUAUUAUGAAUACAAAAGAAAUUUUCAUUAACAUUUUCAUACUUAGCCUUUUUACAUAAAAGUGAAUUAAAAAAGAGUCGCUUACUAUGAAAAUAAUUUUUGAGGCAUAAAAAUCUAUCUUAGUUCUUUAUUCUUAAUGUGUAUGUUUGGUUUUGACCAGUUCUUUUGUCUGAUAGUGCAUCUUUCACAGAUUUUUUUUAACCCCUUAUUCCUAUUUUCUCUACUCUUUGUAUGCGUAGUUUCUAAUUACUUCAGCAUCUUUUUUUAUUUCCAAGCCAUUCUCUGUUCAUGUUCGCGUGUUCUCCUAAUCUCUUUUUCUUUGACAAUUUGCAAUCUAGUUUCUUUCUUCCUAAAUGGUGCAUCAUGUUGUAUGAUCUUUUGUGAUGGUUAUAUCUUGUUUAUACCUUUUUUGUUGAACAUGGUCUGUUGUUUUCCUCAGUUGAUGUUUGUUGAGAAGAUGAGAUGGUAGAUCAUUGGUAUUUUGUCUGGUCAUUUGAAUUAAACAUGUAGACAAAGAAUUUCCAUCCAAGUAACUGAUGUCCUUUUUCCAGACGUUUUUUGGUAAACUCUGUUUUACCUGAAAGGAAAAAUCUCUUUGAGACAUUAGUGCUUUACGUCGUGCCUGCAGGUAAAUGAAUCCCAGCUGGUUGAGGCACCAUCUCACUGUCCUAUCCGAGAGGUUCUAAUCUAUGUCCACCUCCCGUCUUAGCCUCCUUGCACUGAACGAACCUUCUGUUCUGCGAAAUUUGAUGAUGUCUCUCACAAGCCUGCGUUCAUCCCUGACCUCCAGCCAACGAGCCCUGCCCCUAUUGCUGGAUUGCAAAUUUAUCCAUAAAGAAUUAAUUGGCAUUUUGACAUAUAUAUACAUUUCGACUUUGAGUAGCCUCAACCACUUCUCUGUUCGUAUAAAAAAAUACGAAAUAAAGAAAUUUUGUAUUAAAAUAUGCGGAUUUCUUAUUCUAAAAUACACGUAUUUUUAAAAAUACGAAAUACGGAUUUUGUAUUUUUAAAAAUACACAAUUCUAUUUUUGAAAAAUAAUACGUAUUUCCAUGUCUUUGCGGGACCAAACCAUUUAAUUUGUAAUGUCUGACUAAAUCUUUAUAGCGAGAAUUACCUAUAGCAUUUAUCAUUAAAUACAUUUUUUUGCAAAUUGGUAUUCCUUUAUGCCAAAAUUUUGCACUAAGUAUCUUGCGGUAUGUACUUUUGAACACAUGCAUGCGUUAUCAAACAGUAUUUUGUGUUUUUUUGUUUUUAAUUGUAGUUAGAAAUUUUGCAAUCAAAAUAUUAGUCACAGAUUUUUUUUAACCCUUUAUACUUAUUUUCUCCACUCUUUGUAUAUGUAGUUUCUAAUUACUUCAGCAUCUUUUUUUAUUUCCAAGCCAUUCUCUGUUCAUGUUCGCGUGUUCUCCUAAUCUCUUUUUCUUUGACAAUUUGCAAUCUAAUUUCUUUCUUCCUAAAUGGUGCAUCAUGUUGUUACCAGCUGUAUUAUAUUUUGUGAUGGUUAUAUCUUGUUUAUACCUUUUUUGUUGAACAUGGUCUGUUGUUUUCCUCAGUUGAUGUUUGUUGAGAAGAUGAGAUGUUUAAUGUUUUGUGUGAACCAUAUUUCGCGUUUUUCCGUCCAUUUCGUGAAAUAUAAAAUAAAUUUUUUUCGGCUAAAAUAAAUUUUUUCUCUGAAAAUUUUUUUAUACACAUUACCCAAAUGUUCAUCAUUUAUAAUGCUAUAUACUGAAUACUUGAUUGUUUGCAAAAAUGUUUUUGAAAAACAAUCCUCUCUCCCCUCAAUUUUAAGUGGUUUGUUCCUUCAGGCAUAUACGUCUAGCUUAAAUCUUACUGUUUUCUCCGCUCCACCUAUCAUUGGUAUUUUGUCUGGUCAUUUGAAUUGAACAUGUGGACAAAGAAUUUCCAUCCAAGUAACUGAUGUCCUUUUUUCCAGACGUCUUUUGGUUAACUCUGUUUUAUCUGAAGGAAAAAAAUCUCUUUGAGACAUUAGUGCUUUACGUCGUGCUUGCAGGUCAUUGAAUUCCAGCUUGUUGAGGCACCAUCUCACUGUCCUAUCCUAGAGGUUCUAAUCUAUGUCCACCUCCCGUCUUAGCCUCCUUGCACUGAACGAACCUUCUGUUCUGCGAAAUUUGAUGAUGUCUCUCACAAGCCUGCGUUCAUCCAGCCAACGAGCCCUGCCCCUAUUGCUGGAUUGCAAAUUUAUCCAUAAAGAAUUAAUUGGCAUUUUGACAUAUAUAUACAUUUCGACUUUGAGUAGCCUCAACCACUUCUCUUUUCGUAUUAAAAAUACGAAAUACGGAAAUUUUGUAUUAAAAUAUGCGGAUUUCUUAUUCUAAAAUACAUGUAUUUUUAAAAAUACGAAAUACGGAUUUUCGUAUUUUUAAAAAUACGCAAUUCUAUUUUUGAAAAAUAAUACGUAUUUCCAUGUCUUUGCGGGACCAAACCAUUUAAUUUGUAAUGUCUGACUAAAUCUUUAUAGCUAGAAUUACCUAUAGCAUUUAUCAUUAAAUACAUUUUUUUUGGAAAUUGGUAUUCCUUUAUGCCAAAAUUUUGCACGAGAAGCUUUCCUCUUUUCGCUAGUUGUACUGAAAGAACUGCGUAUAUGUGAUAAAAUUAUCAAGUCACAUUUGUCCUUAGAAAGUUGUAGAUUAUCGGCACGCAUGUGGGACAACGCUUCCUCACUAAAAUUUUGCGAACACGGCGCUCCAUUGUUAACUUUGCACCCACAGCCACUGUGUAAAAAUCAUUUAAUAACUUCUUGUUCAGUAUCUUCUCGUGCGCUUGCCUUAUCUUCUUGUUCAAUUCGAUCUGAAUUUUCUUUCUCACUUGCAUCACUUACGUUCGAAGGGACGACGACGAUUGACAACUCACGUUGACGUUGGCCUAUUGUUUAUCAUUCUUUCAACUGUCUCUAACUUCGAAAUUAUCAACUUUUGGUUCUCCUUCAACGCCCGAAGUCUAUUUAUCAUUUCAUCCAUCCUUGAUGGUCGAGUAACAAAAAAGUUACUGUUAAACACAUCACUACCACUUGUGCCGUCAAAACCACUAACUUCCUCUAUACUACCGCCCAUUAACAAGUCUAAGCUUCAUGCUUUAUGAAAUUUUUUUGUAAAACUGGAAUAAAAAAUAUUUAUCAUAAAGCCCACAAAAAACAAAAAAACAAAACGAACUCAUAUACACGUUUUUUUUAUAAGAACAAAGUAUUCAAAUUUAAAAAGUUAAGAACGUUUGAAGGUCUUUCUUCCGGUUGAGUGUUCUUAUACAAAAAACGUGUGUGUAACAUAAGGGUAUGCAACCAAAAUUUAAAAAACCUUUUAUACACAGUAACUAAAGCUUGAACCAUUCAUUUCAAUUAAAUCUCUCCAAAACCACCACAAAAUUUUAUUGCAGUUUUCAUUGCUUGUCCAACAUAUUUUACUGAUAAGUCCUUGAACAGGUUGACACCUUAGGAAUCACAAUGUCCUCUUCAAAAUUUAUAUCUAUAGGGUCAUCCAAACCAUGAGGUGGGAUACGGUCAAAUCCAGUAAAGAAAAACAAUAUAUCUUCUAGAGAUAUACCAAUAUGAUCGCCGUUUGCAACUUCAGCAAGAUAAAUUUCAAAUUCACAAAUUGCUGAUUCAACCAAAGUUCGUUUGUUAGAUCCAAAUAUACCAUCACGAUUAAUUUUUAGUAAUGCAACAAACUCAUUCAAGAGCAUGGUAUUUGCUAAAUAUAACAUAAUUUUCUGCAAACAUCAUUUUAUCCUUUUCUUUAUCGCCAGAUGGCAAAAUGUUAUUAUCCAGCAUUUCAUCAAUAUUUCCUUCUUUAAUUUGUUGAAGUUUCGCUUGAAGUUCAGCAUCAUCAACAUUUAUAACAUCAUUAGAUUCUUUCGAAUAUAACGCAUCAACAACACAAAAAUGUAAACAUUCUGGUCCUCUAGCUGAGUUCAAAAUUGAUAAACCUGUCAGUUGACCCAAUUUGUAAUAUGUUUUCAUUUCCAAAUCCUGUGGAACAGCCCUAAAGCAGAGGGCAGAUGUUGAUCCAAAAAAUAGACCUGGCACAAGGUUAAAGUACUUCAUGCACAAAGUUAAAAAUUCUUUAUAAGGACCUCCAGCAUCAGCAGCUGCUUCGCCAGCAAAUCGUAUAAUAAAAUCAUGCUUUUCUGCAUCAAAAAGAUAUAACAGAAUUGCUUUCUUUUUUUCUUUCUAUGAUAAAGCAUGUUGUUCUAAGUUUUUAAAAGUACUCUCCAUCUUUUUCCCAUUAUACUAGGAUAAGAAUGUUUUUACUCUGUCUGGCACAUUGUAUAAAUUAUGAGCUAUAGUAUGCAUCUCUUCGUAAGUACACGUACGUUUGCAGUCGAUGCUGUGAGAUUUGUUUCUUUUAGCCACAUAACAUUUCUUUUCGUAACACUUUAACCCAAAUGUCACUUUAUAUACCUCAAGAACUCUAAUUUGCCUAUUUUUCGAAUCAAUGCCAAAAACAUGAUUUUUUUUCAAUUGGUGUUUUAAUUCUUCAGCCCUUUGUUCAUAUGAUUUAAUGGUGUUGGAAGUGGCAGUGAAUUCUUGUUUGUAUGCUAAAAUGUCUCCAUAAACGAGACCCAUUUCUAACAGUUUUGCAUCUGUGACAUCAGAAGCGACAUUUUCGUCAAUGUUGUAGCAAACAAACGAUGGCAGAAGAUAAUCCAAGCUUCUGGAUUUUAGAAAGUGUUGAAUCUACAAAGUAAUAUAUAGGGAUAAAAAAUAAAUGUAAGCUUAACUAAAUCUGUAAAAUAUGUAGAAAAGUAAGAUUAUAUACUCAAUUACAAACAGAAGUUAAAAAAAACAGCUCAUUUUAUUACCUUGCUGUAGUUGUCGUUAUCGACCACAACAUUAGCUGCCAUGUUUGUUUAUGUUUAAAAACCUGCACAGAAGCAUUUUGUUUAAGCCCGGUGUAAUAAGUCGAGGCCGCUAGUUAUAAGUCGCUUAACAAGAUAACAAUUUACAGACACAGCCAUAGAAUUUAAAUAUUUUACGGACUAGAUCCCGUCUAUUUCUGGCGGUAGAACUCGCGGGCGCGACUUAUAAACGUAACACGCGGCCGCAAGUUAUAAGUCGCGGCCACGAGUUUUACCGCUAAUUUUGGCGCCAGUUAUGAACUAGAAUCUAGUUUGUCCAAUUCAGCCACGGUAAUAAAGCUUUUAUAUCAUCAAAGAAAAAGAAAAUCCAAAAUAAAAAUAUUUGACUUGCCAACUAAAUGAAGAUUAAGGCAAAAUGUUUCUACUGCUGAUCGCCAAGCUAGCACUAGUCGAAAAAAAAAUUGUGGACGCUGUGUCAUCCAGCUAUAGCGAUAAGAGCGAUGACAAAUACACAAACUUUCCGCCGUGCAAAUGGAUCGUUGAUUUAAAUCUAUUUACAGAUUGUUUGAAAAGAUCCUCCGUUUGCAAAAUCUGUCACUCCUUUCUCCCAAGCUUUAGUGGAAUGUGUGACACCUAUUUUUAAGAGAUUGGCUGAUGUUACUUUUUUAGAAGGGUGUAAAAAUGUAUGUAACCAGAACGAAAACGAGUGUUUUAAUAGUGUUCUUUGGAAUAUCUGUCCAAAAGAACAGUAUAUCUUGCCGAUGGAGAUGUCACUGGGUUUGAGUUUGAGUGUUUGCUCAUAUAAUUCCGGAAAUAUACCUUAAAAUACCUUGAAAUAUACCUUAUCCAAUCUUUUGGGAUUAGCAAACAUCCAACGUCACACAUCCUCAAUCAGUCAGUCAGUCGGCAAUCCUCAAUCAGUCGGCAUCAAAUGGAUAAAGAACGAGUGGAAAGCGGAGAUAGUGCAGUUCGUGCAGAAAGCAAACUGAGAAGGAAAAAAAGGAAAUACAGAGAAAUAAAGCGGCAAGACGCCUUCCAAAAGAACGAAGGUGCACAAUAUAAGCCACAGGGGUUUCACCCGAUACAACAAAAACAAGAAACCUUGACGGUUUGAAACACUCGUCGUUUCUGUAUAUGUGCAUAUUCAUGAGUAUUCUAUUACUUAUAUUUUGCGAAAUAGCGACAAAAUCGCUAAAUGGACAUAUAGCUUUACGGCCGUAGUUCAGCGGGCGCGGGUUCAACUACCAAGUGAAAAGUUUUGUUCAUCGGACGGACGAUCAUAUAUAUUGAGCAAUAUCCUCAGAUUGCUCAGAGCGCGCGUUCAAAUACCCAUGAACCGGCUUCGCAGCUGUGCGGUUCGUUAAGCACGGUCUCACGUCUCCGUAACAUGUGACUAUCCACACAUAACUGUCUCACACUACGUUUCCCCGAGGCGACUAUCCAUACAUCACCGCUGUCUUCGCGCUACACUUUCCUAAGGCUGAGAACGUUUCAAUGCGUUGUUUUCACGACACAUCGUGAUCGAGAUAUUCGAAAGAAAAAUGAUUUGAGAAAUUUCAAAACAAAAUGCGCAUACCCGAAACUUUGUCAUACCAAUGUGUCAUGGAUUAGGCAAUAGAAAUAAUUAAGCGAGUAACUUAUUGCAUCAACUAAUCACAAGACUUGAAAACUUAUCCGCGUAGAGAGAUUUACCCAUGGUUUCACAAAUCGAUUAUAAAUUUCAUGAUUAGUACGCAAAUAAUUUUGAGUCAUAAAUAUUGUUUCGAAUAAUGCAUUAAUACAUAAAAAAUUAAUACAAACAUUGUUCCGCUGACGUUUUCACGAAGUAGCAACCUGCUCCACAAGAUUGUUCUAUAACAUUCUGCAUGUCAAUCGUAUAUGUCCCAGCAUAGAACGUAAUGCGUUUUCUUUCCAUUAUAAGAUUAGGCAAGUCUGCAUGUGAAUCGUAUAUGUCCCAGCAUGGAACGUAAUGCGUUCUUUUUCAUUAUAAGAUUAGGCAUGUCGCCAUGUGCAUCGUAUAUGCCCCAGCAUAGAACGUAAUGCGAUUUCUAGAUUGCCUGAUGGAUUAAUGCUCACGUGAUGGUUCAGACGAAUAUAAAGGCUGCAUACGAUCUGUGCAGUCUUCAGUUGCACUCGCGUAACUGUUGUAGCAAAUGACAAGCAUUAGAGAAAAGCUAUGAAUGAGAACAAACAAUUUUCAAAACAAGAAAAAGUAUCGUUUCAGCAGUUUAUAGGUUUAAAUAACAACAAAAUACUUUUGAGGUUCAUUAUUGCAAAACAAUGAAAAAAAAAUGAAGCUUAUCUUAGUGUAAAUAUGAACUAAAUAUUUUCUAGCCAAGAUAGUGUCAUUCGUCAGAAACUUUAUUACGAAAUAAUUGAUAUGGCUUACUAAAAUAUGACGACUUGGAUCAAAUAGUUUUGAGGUCAUUGGUGUGAUACACUUGCGCUGAUGAUUGCAAUUACUUUCAAACGAAUGAGGUUGAACAGUUUUAGGUGUAAUACAGCACACCAACAUUCUUUGAAAAACCUAAUCCAAAAUAACAGAACAUGAGAAGAUUUGAAAAAAAUCGAAAAUUUUAUACCACACCAUGUGUUUUGAAUGUUUUUAUAUUCAUACACACAUGGGCGAAACUGGUUUUCCUUGUGUAUACACUGAAGAAGAUUUGAAAAGAAUCAAAAAUUUUAUACAACACCAUUUGUUUUUAAUGUUAUAUUUAAUACAAUAAAUAUUAAUAUAAAUAUGCUAACAGGAUGAUAUAAUCAUCGUAACUCUAUAAAAGUGGCUGCAAAGUUGAUUAAUCAAAAUAUGGCUUGUCAGUUUGUCAGCGUGGUGUCGUUGAAAGGCUAAAUUUGAUAGCAUUAUGAUCAGAGAAAUGUAUGCACUUGACAUAGCAAUUAAUGCAGUACAUCGACAAAACGCUACUCUUCACAUAAACAUGAUCAAGGAUAGCACCAGCUAGAUGAGUAGGUCCUGGUACAAUUUGUGUAUAAUCAUUCAUGAUAUCUGCUAAUUCUGGUUGGUCAGCUUGGGCAUUUAUAUUAAAAUCUUCAAGUAUAACAUGUAUGUCAGAACUUGCAAUUUUCCUUGACAGCAUGUUGUAAAAUGUCUGCAGAUGACUGUUAACUUUUCUGUAAAUAACCAUGACAUUAAGAACAUCAGAUGAAAAGGACGGUUUGCGAAGUGAAACAGAACUGACCCCAGGAUUAUCAUGAACAUUAUGAACCAAUAUAUGCUUUCGAAAACACAAUGAACUGUUUCUGAAUUCAUUUGUCCAUGAGCUAAGAAGUAAUGUUCAUCACCCAAAAGAGCUGACGUAAUACUCAGGAAACUUAUAGCAAUUUGAAAACGAUCAAUAUUGAUGUUGGUAACUCAUAACAUGCCAAGGGUCUGUUGAAAUUUGACUGCUUAAAAUUAGCAUCACCAUGUUCUAAGAUGUUAUCUAAAUCAAAUGACUAAAUCAAAUGAUAUUCAAAAAGAAAUUCUUUUGAGUUGGGACCAACAUAUAGCUAGAAGAGCAUUGCACAUACACUGAAAACCAGCAGUUUCACCAAACUUUUUGUCGCCUUGAUUAAAUGACCCAUUAACUGAUUUAUUAUGGUAAGCCGGACUUGGAUUAGAUUCAAUAUCCCCGCACAAAAAUAAUAGAAGUUUGUGCAAGAAAGAAGAUAUCGUAAAAACAUGGCAGAAAAACAUAAUUAGCUAGUUACAUGAAAUAAAUAAUACACUAAGUCAAUGGAUUGAUGAAUAAUAUUCAGCACGACGUACCUUGGUACUUAAAGCAGCUUCCCCAGGUAUUGAAAGUCUUCUCGAUCUAGCAGUUUUAAAUUUCAGUGAUUGAAGGUAGACUUUGCAGAACAACAACACACUAGGCACACUUUGUACAACAACAGUAGGUCUAGCAAGAUAGCAGAUUGCAUGAAAGCAAGAUAAAUAUUCCAGCGAUACUUCAUUUAUAUUCCGCUACUAUUUUUUAAAAGAACUUCGUAGAAAUGUGAAAACACAGCUAAGAGUGCCUCGAUUCUCCGCGGGCAGUGCGCAUGCUUCGACUUCAGCGGUAGCGAUGCAUAAACGACUGGUCUGUUGUUUGCAAAAUACGGGUUAAGACACGCACAACGUGAUAAGAAGCGGGAAAGAGGGUCGCGGAAAAAAAGAAGAAUUAUGGCGCGGGGGAGCUGGUAAGUUACGAUAUUCGGUCAGAUCGCAUGUCACUUUUGGUCGCACAAGCCGAAACCAAUACACUCCUGUCCUCCGGGACGAGUGUAAUAAUUUUUAUAAAGUCCUUUGUUUUACAUAUUUUGUAUAUAUUUUGUAAAUACAUGUUUUUAUUCUUCUACAAAAGGUAUGUUUAAACUGUCACAAAAUUCUUUCAUUCAUUCAUAUGCGUCUUUCCGUAUUUCUCCCGUUAUAUCACCAGGAGCAACUUCUCGAAUGAAGUCCAACACUGUUUUAGGGUAAGCAUACUAGGCCUCACACGGACCUAUCUCUUUUCUGUACAUACAUCUUGCCCAUAAACAAUAAUGAAAAUAACUCUUUUUUUCCUUGAAGAAAUAGGCUGCUAACGAAGAGUGUGCCAUCAUAACUAGAAAAAUUAACAAAAUAAUUUUUAUAAAAAAAAUAAAUAAAAAAAAUAUGAUAUAUUUAUAGCUACUUACCCACAGUCACUCAUCUCCGUUAACAUACUUCUUUUUUUCCUUUCAAGUUCAGGUUUUUCGUGAUUUUUGUUUCUGGAGUUUGUUUUUGUUUUCAACUGUGUAUAAUUUCGAAUGUGAGCGAACACGUGCAGCAUAAACAAAAGAUGUGAAAAAACCUGUUAACAAAUAGUCGUCACCAUAGUGAUCAAUUAAUAUGCAGAAGUACCGUAAAUGCUCGAUUUAGCGCCCUGGGCGCUUAUUUAAAAAUUCAACUUUUGGGGUGGGCGCUUAUUCGAGAGGGGCGCUAAAACGAGAGGGGCGCUUAAAAAAAAACUCAAGUUGUGUCAAAUCAAAAAUUUUUUAGCAACUAAGACAGUAUUAGUAAGUGAUAAAAUAAUAGAAUAAAACAGAAGACAUGCUCUAAAAAUAACGUUGUUAAUGUUCUUAAAAACUAAAUAUUCUCAUGUCAAUAUCAUCGUCUUCGAUUUCGUCAUCGUCCAAUAAAAAAACUUCGUUUGCCGCCUCUUCUACAUCGGAAUCAGUUACGCUAUGUGAUGAAAAAGGGUUUGUUUCAUCUUCGGCAUCCCGUAAUACCUGCAUUUGUGUUUUAAGCAUUGUUUUGCCUGCUGCACAAGGUUGUGAUUCUUUGAAACAAUGAAUAUCGUCAUCUUCAGAACCAUCAACUUUUAUAUUUAGUGCGCAUGACUUAAAUGAUUGUUUAAUGGUAUCAGCUGAUAAGGAUGACCACGAUUCUAGAAUCCAUUCAACAAUACGUUUACGAGGUGGUGCCUUAAGAUUGCCAUCAACGGUUUCGUUGUGUAUUCCCUCAUCUGCAAGCCAUUGAUCGUAUCUUUCUGUACACAUCGCCUUAAAUGGUUUAUUCCAUGACACAUCUGGUGCUUGAAUGUACUUCGUGCAUCCUCCGGGAAUAAUAACCUGAUCAAUGUUUGAAGACUUUAAUGCUGCUGCAACACUACUUUCCAUAUGACACUCGUAGGAGUCCCACGCUAAAAAUCGCUUACCGAAAGAGAAACUUCGCAAAACCUUCUUAGUAUAGUCAAGAGUCAAUUCAGUAUUCAUCCAGCCAUUUGAUGAAGAAGCUAUUAUACAGCGUGUUUUGAAUUCGUCGUUUAGUGUUUUUGACUCACGUUUUGCGCCUUUAAAUACGAUAUACGGUUUCAAUCUUGUUCCAUCCGCUUUUGCUGUUAAGCAGACAGAUACUCGUGAUUUUUCAUGGCCAGUAGUUUUCAUUGUAACAGUCUUGUCACCUUUUUUAUGUACUGUUGUAUCAGAUACCAUAUCUGACCAAACGGGUGUUUCAUCCAUUGCUAUGAUGUUUGAAGGUGAAUAAUGAUACUUAGAAGCAUAACGUCGAGUGUGGAGUAUGUAAGACACAAGUUUAUCGAUCAACUUAGAAGGAUCUUUUUGAGCGACAGAAGUUUUUCGUCUCAGAGAUAGCCCAUUUCGAAGCAUAAACUUCUGCAACCACCCUGUACUUGCUACAAAUGUGAUGCUAUUUUCUGAAUCACUUUCUUUCGCUUUCUCAUUAUACACAAAAAGGGCUUUUUUCAUGAUCAGUUUUCUGGAAACUCGAAGUCCUUUAUCUCGUCUAUCGUAAAUCCAUUCAACAAGCACUUCUUCCAUCUGCUGAUCGAGAGGUUUGCGUCCAGCACCGUCUAAUCGUUUCCUUAUUGAACCGUGAUCUUUUUUUUUUAAAGAUUGUAAUUCUUCUUUACACUUUGACCAUUCUCUUAUUCUCUUUCUAUCAACGUUGAAUUUUCUGCUUGCUGAACUUAUGCUAUUGAGUUCGGCGUAAGCUACUGCGUCAAGCUUAAACUUUAAGCUAUAACUAGAUACUUUUUUACCCUUAUGAGAAAUAGCGACUUCGUUAGUUCGUUUCCAUCCGCCAUAUUUUCGUACCACACUUGACCUUGAAAUUUUUCUUUAUUUCCAAAGCUAUCUUUAUUUCACUUCGCAGAUCUUUUUUAAAUGUCCUUCACCACAGAAGACAAUUUCUGCAAGCUCCUCAACUAUCUAACAUUGUGUAAAGCCAAUAAGAUGGAGUGUUUUCAUCGAUGUUCACAAAGAUCAAAAGACAAAGGUGACAACUUAAUAGUUGUUCCAAAUGGUGUUUUUUGUUUCUCUUGUUAUCACAGCUGCAGUCACAUCUAAUUAAAGUGCCAAUUUACUAUAUUUCACUACUAGUCAUAAAGAUAGCUAACAUAAAAGUUAUGGCAAGAACAAACUCUUCUUUCUGCAAUAUAUUUUACACUUUGGAUUUUGAAACUGCUAUCCGUGGUCAUCAUGUUUACCAGUCAAAAUGGACGCCUGAAAUAAACUUAAAACUGAAAUGUGCAGUUGAUACAAGAAAUGAAGCUACAGAAUACGAUGAAAAUGCAAUCGGCGUUUAUUUAUGGGGCAAAGAAGGAACAGUAGAUGGGCUUGUUGGUCAUCUUCCAUUGGAGUUAUCAAAACUCAUAAAACAAUUUCUAAACGCAGACCAUUAUAACGUCGUGACAGCAACCGUGAUUGGAAAGAGAAAAAGAGAAGUUGGGCUUGUCAUCCCGGCAAAGUACAGUGCUAUGACAACACGUAAAGAACUGAUAACUAUUCUAAAUGAUGAACUAUUGAAAAGAAAAAAUAGAUACGAACACUUUGCUAUGAAAUUUAACGCUGUAAAUGAUUUUAAAAAGAAAGCUAUUUUUGAGUAAAACGUCUUUUUCCUAUUUCCUAAAUAUUCAAAUAAGCGCCCCCUUUGGCUCUAAAAUUAUAUUCGAAUAAGCGCCCAUGGGCGCUUAUUUGAGAGGGGCGUUUAUUUAAAAAUUCAACUUUUAGGGUGGGCGCUUAUUCGAGAUGGGCGCUUAUUCGAGAGUGGGCGCUAAAUCGAGCAUUUACGGUACAUGUUUUUAUUCUACUACAAAAGGUAUGUUUAAACUGUCACAAAAUUCUUUCAUUGUAACUUCAUAUGCGUCUUUCCGUAUUUCUCCCGUUAUAUCACUCUCGUUAUAAACUGUCACUCAUCUCCGUUAACAUACUUCUUUUUUUCUCUUCAAGUUCAGGUUUUUCGUGAUUUUUGUUUCUAGAGUUUGUUUUUGUUUUACCCAUACUCAACUGUGUAUAAUUGCGAAUGUGAGCGAACACGUGCACUCCAAAAGUCAAAAACAUUAUAAAAAAAUUAAAAAAGCUUUUUUAGAUCAAUGUCUUGUGAUCACAAAAAAGCAAACAGCAAACUUGAGAAAUUAGUAGUUUUGUAAAAGAGAUCACAUUUGUAGGAGAGGGGUCUUUUUUUUCGUGUCUAUUAAACCUUCAAACUUUAUUUUUUUGUGUUAACAGAAUCGUACAAAUACAUUUGUAGCAAAGCAAUACAAUAAUUACAGUAAACUUAACGUUUGGAAUAAAUACGUCUCUGAAAGUGAUGACAUAUAUAUGAAAUUAUCCCUUGACUAUAGAAUAAAGUUAAAAUUUGCCAAAAAUGUUGUAUCUAUUCUCUCUAGCACCUACAAACUCGUUGCCUACAUCAUUUAAGUCAAGUUUGUCGGUAAAAUGUAGCAAAUAAAAGCGCAUUAAAACGCAUACUUUUCAUCGUCGAGCGCAACCAUGUUUUAAGUCGUCGUGCUGUUGAAAACUAUCUUUCGGAAGAAGAAGCUCAUCUUGAUGAUCAUGAUGUGUACAUUUAUUAACACCCUCAACUUUUUCCGCUAGCCUUUGUUUUAUCCGAGGGUCGUCAUGACUUCGAGGUAGAGAAGUUGGCUGAAGUUAUUGGUCCCGUCAUCAUUACCGCGAAGUGGUAUACCUUGCCGUGCCAAAAACUGGAGAGAUCCAAUUAAGUUUGCCAAUUACUGACGUUCUUUUGCCCUGUUCUGGGCUUUUUUAUUGCUUAUCAUUUCUACUGGAUCUCCGCAUUGUGGCACAAGGGAUUCGUAAGUCUUAGAAGCAGUGUGGCAGUUGAUUCUAUUAUGUGCUAUCAAUCUAGAAGUGGCCUUUUUCCAAUUUUCAAAGCCUCUGGAUAUAAACGCAGGGUCUUUGUUGCGUUCAGCGGUUAACUUUUGUUCAUGUUUUUGACAUGCACAUCGUAGUGUAGCCAUUUAUUGGUAUCGGACCAUGCAUGUUGGCAACGGCGUUCAUGUUUCGCAAUGAGCGUUAAUGGAAAUAUAAAAUCUUUGUCUGGGCAAUAUCGUGUCUUUACAGUUGAUGUUGAUUGUUUUUCUGCAAUGUCGGGGUUAUUUACAAUAUUUACAAGUUCAUGACUAUUUACAGAAACAAUGUCUUCCGACGAAGAAGAAGAAGCUUCAUUUCUUGUUUUUUUUAAAAGGAUUUAAUUGACUUUCGCAUAUUGCUAAACUCUAAAAAUGAAAAUUACGUAUAUCAAAUCAAUGUUGCAAAAACAUAAUCAAUCACAUGCACAAAUACAGUCAAAUUUCAAGAAUGAAAACAAGACAACAACACGCUACUUUAGCAGAGUACCACAUUUAAAUGAAUAUCACACCAACAACAACAACAACAACACUGCUUUCUUUUUUUACAAAUGCGUUAAAAUGGGGGCUCACUACAAUAUCAUACGCACUACAUACAUUUAGAAGGUUCUGGAAAAGAGAGUACAACUCUCAAGUACGCAUGAUAGAAGAAAGGGAAGUGGUCAGUCACAAACUUUGCAAACAUCUUGCCAUUAAUGCGUCCAUGGUAUUGUCCACAAUUCAGCAAAUCAUGAUGCCUUUUCCAUGACUAAUGGUCUCAAGGAAAGUGCCACUUUGUCACCAGAGCCAACGUGACUGCCUUUGGCCGUGCAAGUUGGGUUUAACCCCUCGCCUCGUCAAGGCUAAGCCAUGGCCCUUGUGGAUCUAGCCUUAUUUCACGGGUUGUACUUAUUCUGGAAUCCAUCACCGUCCAGAUAGAAGGAAAUCUAUGUUGUCCACAGGUUGAAAAUAAACGACCUCCCAACCUUAUGGCAGAACGCAACCUUAGGUCUUGUUCAAAAAGCAGGGUUUUUUUCGUGAGUGGUAAUAUUUUUAGCCAGUCGUGUGCAAGACACGUUGCACGGUUUUAUAAUGUACAUCCUUUUUUAUUCCUGCUACAAGUCUCGUUUUUUUACAGUGAAAGACCUCACAUUUCAUCUUAAUUUUGGAAUUUCUCUAAUUAAAGCCCUAUAAUCUCUGUCGGUAAGUUUGCGAGAUCGUUCUUUGUUUUCCGAACGUUUGUCCAUGUCACAAGUCCCUAUAGGUUUUCUUGCAUGCCGGUAUAUGCUUGCCUUGGAAUACAUUGGAAAGCGGUUAAAGGUUCUUCCCUCUAAAAUUAUGCUCCUCAUAUGACUAAAUAACUUUCCACAAAACGAAACAGAUCUUCCUUGAUUUGGGUUUCGGCACCCCACCAAACACAACUUCAUUGUCUUCAACUGCCACACUCAAAAAAUAAUGAAGCCCAUAAAUAGAGAUCACUUAUUUUAAUUGUAUAAUAUAAAUAAUUUACUUUUAUGGGCUUUCUCAAGUCUACCAUGUCGAUUGCCUGCUAACAAUAAUUAAAGAUAUAUAUUUAAAACUGUAAAAAAGACAUACGUUUACACAAUAAACCAUACAUAUAAACUCCUUAUAAACUGUAUAUAUCUGCAAAAUCUGCUUACCCCUUGGAAAACUCAUGAAACAUUUCACGAGGACAUGGCCUUGAGCAGCCAACCCUCCAUCUUGCUGAAACAAAAACUGUCGCAUAGGGCCUUCUGUGACAUCUAUAUCUUUAUAUUGGCAGUCUGUUGGUGUUCUUCGCACAUACACCACAGCCACAUCAUAUCCAAGGUGCUGGUUAUUAUUGUUAAACUAAGAAAUGAAAAAAAAUGGUUUCCAACGUUUUUGUUGGUCGAAUUAUUAUCCAAAGGAUUUUGCAUCUGUUACUACUCGAAUAAAAUACCUUCACUAUUCCUGUUAAACCAUAUUCCAUCAAGCUUUCUGGGAUUUAUAACGGUUAAUCGCAACAGCCAAAGUCGAUCCUCACCAUCUGGCUGAGCGUAAACAGCCACAAUAUCUCCUACUUUCAUGUAUUCCUUCGGUAGAUGAAGUCAGUGAAGUAAAAACACUGUAAUUUCUUCCCUGAGAAGCAUUACUGAUCAAAAGUUGAAAAGGUACACAAUACAAAAAUUUAAAAUUUAACAGAGAAUAUUAAGAUAUGUUUAGAUAGUAAUAGGAUAAAUUUUUCUAAUAACCCUAAAGUUUAAGAAUCUGGGCGAUAACCUCGCCUUGAUGGAAACACCCUUUUACAAAAGAGGAAAGUAUGAAAUCAUUUUUUUUUUGCCACGGCGUACCCGUAUUAUAUUUGCGUAGGUACCAGACUGGUACCCCUUUUUAGCCAGACACGCAUUCUUUUAUAAAUCUCGGUAGCUGGUUUUAAGACAUUUUAGUCACUUGUCUGGAGUGCCUACUAAUAUUGCAUUUAAACAUUAUACUUCGAAUCCCUAAUUUCCCAACAACAACAUGCUUGCUCGCCCUUCACCUUAAUCAUCAUCCCAAUUAUUUUGUCCAUGCUCUCGAUAUUUUUGUCUAUGUAUUCAACUGGGAUCGAACAAAGUGUUCUUUUUACACUACUUGAAAAUUUGCUGAACGUGUUGAAUGUAAUGCUUCCGUACAAAGCCUGUGAGCGUAGCUCUCUCUUUGCAAAGUUAAACGCGUUCUUAAUACGAUUUAGGUCCGGACUUGGUGGCGUUAUAUCGAAAUUUUAGGCAGAAAUCUUUUUGAAACCUGCCUAGCCAGAUUGCUAUUCUGGUUAGGGUCACCAUCUUGCAAGAACAAUUUUUCGGUGGAAUUGUAAUUUUUAACUGUUGAAGGGAAGUGGUCAGUCACAAACUUUGCAAACAUCUUGCCAUUAAUGCGUCCGUUAUAUUGUUCGCGAUUCAGCAAAUCAUGACGCCUUUUCCAUGACUAAUAUUCUCAAGAAAAGUGCCUCUUUGCCACCAGAGCCAACAUGACUGUCUUUGGCCGUGCAAUUUGGGUUUAACCCCUCGCCUCACCAAGACAUGGUCCUUGUGGAUUUAGCCUUAUUUCCCAGGUUGUACUUAUGCUGGAAUCCAUCACCGCCCAGAUAGAAGAAAAUCCAUGCUGUCCACAGGUUGAACAUAAACGGCCUUAUCUUCUGCCAGAAUGCUUAACGCAACUUCAGAUCUUGUUUGGAAAGCAGUCCUUUUUCGUGAGUGGUAUUAACUAUAGCCAGUUCUGUGCAAGGCACGUCGCACGAUUUCAUCAUGACAUCCUUUCUUAUUCCUGCUGCAAGUGUCGGUAUCUUAACGGCGACCCCACUUUGCUUCUUAAUUUAGGAAUUUCUAUAAUUAAAGCCCUAUGAUCUCUGUUGGUAAGUUUGCGAGAUCGUUCUUUGUUUUCCGAACGUUUGUCCAUGUCACAAGUUCCUAUAGGUUUUCUUGCAUGCCGGUAUAUGCUUGCCUUGGAAUACAUUGGAAAGCGGUUAAAGGUUCUUCCCUGUAAAAUUAUGCUCCUCAUAUGACAAAAUAACUUUUCACAAGAAAAACAACAAAUCUUCCGUGGUGUGGGUUUCGGCACCCCACCAGACACAAUGUCAUUGUCUUCAACUGCCACACUGAAAAAAUAAUGUAAAUUCUAUAUAAGCCCAUAAAUAGAGAUCACUUAUUUUAAUUGUAUAAUAUAAAUAAUUUACCUUUAUGGCUUUCACAAGUCUACCAUGUCGAUUGCCUGCUAACAAUAAUUAAAGAUAUAUAUUUAAAACUGAAAAAAAGACAUACGUUUACACAAUAAACCAUGCAUAUAAACUCCUUUUAAACUGUAUAUAUCUGCAAAAUCACAAAACUGUCGCAUAGGGCCUUCUGUGGCAGCUAUAUCGAUAUAUUGGCAGUCUGUUGGUGUUCUUCGCACAUACACCACAGCCACAUCAUAUCCAAGGUGCUGGUUAAUAUUGUUAAACUGAGAAAUAAAAAAAAAGAAAAGCCGGGCACAAAAAAACAAACAGUUUGCAAUUUUAAAAAUUAGAACAGAGAACUGAAUGUUAACAUCAUCAAACCAUUUUACUAUAUCUUUCAUCUUUUUCAUUGGCCUUGUCAAAUUACAUGACCGAUUCUCAACAACUUUUCUUUUUUUAAGACAAGAUGUGAGCAAGCUGGACACAUCCGACAUUUAUUUGCCGUCAUCUCUUAACAUCCCUCACAUUGCUUUAAUGAGGCAAAGGAUAUUUGUGAUUUACGCACUAAUAAAAAGCUAUACAGGAAAUUUGUCUCGUCGAUAGCAAACACACCUUUUAAGCAAUAAAACUUUUUUGACGAAAUUUUUUUGAAUCUCCCUACAUUGUUUUUUGUAUUUAGGUGAAGUAUGCUUAUGUACAUAAAGUUUAUGUAAUCACAUGCAGUACAAAUACAACUCCCAACCCCUCCCUCCCCCAUCUCACCUUAAUCUUGUUUUGUACACACAGACGCUGUUACAUGUGUGUUGAAAGACAUUUUUGAACAUUUUAAAGUUCAUACACUAUAUAUACAAGAAAUGUCAAGCUAUACUCAAUAACUUAUUCUCUUCCCGCCAGCUUCAAUAAUCAUACUCAUUCUUUUAUUCAUGGACUCAAUUAAUUGUUUUGUUUAUAUGACACAGGCGUGUUCAUCAAUGUUUUUUAGGACGUUCAGAGAAUUGUUCCGUAUUCUUAAAUGUUAUAUUGCGACCCAGUGCCUGACUGUGUAGAGUCUGCUUUGUAUAGUUGCAUACGUUUUCAAUAGGAUUUAUAUCAGGGCUGCGAGGCGGUAUAGCGAACUUCCUAGCGUGAACUGCGUCCAAUGCAAUUUUAGCUUUUUUUCUGUUCUGACUGGGAUCUCCGUCUUCAAGAAACGAUCUUUCCUGGCAAACAUAUUUCCGUUUAUCCGGCCUUUACAUACUGUUUGCAAAGAAUAACACCCUUCAUGUAAGCAAUUGCGACCAUUAAAUAUAAGUACAGAUUUUUUUUAUUAUUUUAUUCACUUCUUUGAUCAGACCUUUCCUUUCACUUUAUUACGUUAAAAAGAAGCAUAAUUUAGCAGUUUUUCUUAAACUCAUCUCCUAAUUUUUGACGACUCCCUAGUUUCCAGCAUCGCAUCUUCAGACCAUAGCUUGCUCCUUGUUUUUCUUAUGUAAUUUCAAGCCAUUUUGAAUUACAAUUGAAAAUAUAUUGAAUGAUAUGGAAACCUCCGCGCUAAUAUAACCUCCAAGUUUAAUCAAAUUUCCAGUCACCACUGCUCAGUUAAUUCAGAAAUACAUGCGACUAACUUUGAUUGUUUUUCCAGAACUAGUAUGUAGUGUGCCUUGCCGAUGGCGCGCUGUUUUGAUAUAUUGUAAGAUACCGAAUGACGUAAAAAGCAAAAUGAGUUUUAAUUGUCACGUCUGGCCCCAUGUCACAUCUUGCCCUGCAUUAUCUUACACUUUGGCAAUAGGUCGUUUUACGAAGAGGGUUUUAGUGAUAAAAUCCUAUAUGGGAACUUUUUUUAUAACAACCACCAAAGAUGUGAUUAGUGAACUUUGGAUUCGUGCUCCAGUACACUAUUUCCCUUUUUUGCAAUAAAUGUCCCCAUAUAUUUGGAAGAGGAAGGUACGUAAAACAAAAGCAAGUUACCAUAUGUGCUACGAAAAGCAAUUGUUCUGACUGCAUUUGUUUUUUCUUAUAUUAAUGUUUGAAUGUUUUUAUAAAAGUUGUACAUUUAUAACUAUAAAAUAUGAUGCUUCGUAUACUCGAUACGAAUAAAAAGUUGUAUUUAUUCUUUUCUGCAAUUUUUACACGUGUAGAUAUAGCUAUAAAAAGUGAAAAUAUACCGUUAAAGUAUGUAAUAUAUGUACUUGAAUAUAAUUUAUUUAGAACAAAAAUAUUGAAAUCAGUUUUUAUUUGUGAAUACUUUAUAAACAAAA